Messenger RNA from Lachancea meyersii CBS 8951, 1392 nucleotides. The record is from the annotation of a GenBank genome assembly. NCBI's taxonomy places the organism in Eukaryota, Fungi, Ascomycota, Saccharomycetes, Saccharomycetales, Saccharomycetaceae.
AUGAAGCCCGUUGUGGGCUCUCAAUUGAGUCAAUUGUUUGAUAGUCUCAUGACCGGAAAUUUUGCUUGUCUCAGUGUAAAUUUGAAUCAGAAUGGACGCUUCGUCGCGGAGUUACAAGCAGAACUGCAAAAUAUCCGAACUGACAAGGAAUUAGAAGCUAUGGUUGAGAACCAGAAGUUUGAGAAAGGUAAGUGGACUAGAUUUAAUAUCCUGGUGGUAAGUUAUUUGAAAUUCUGCCAGAAUGUUAACCCUUGGUCGGUCUGGGAAAGCUCAGAUCUCAUUUUCAAUUACUACCAGGACUUGACAAAUUGUCUGCUCAAUGACAGCUUUCCAGUGGAUCCGCUAGUGACGCUUUUCCAGGACACCACAGAGUAUGUGAUACCGCUGGCACGGGAACUGGACUCCAACUAUCGCGAGCUGGGCACGCGACAACAUCAAUUUCUGGCUCACGUCUCGUCUGUCAUCACCAAAUUGUUCAACAGUAUCAAGCCUCGAUACGAGGAGCCUGCACUCCGAUUCGAUGAACUUCCAAGAAAACAACAGAUCUUACUGUAUACUGCAAACAGACUGAACAGCAUAUACAUGCAGAUCGACUCCCCGGCCUCAUGUGCGAACAUUUUUAAAAACGUCAAGCCGAAAUCCGCAAUACAAAACUUCUCUCAAUACCCGGGCCGCGAGCGGAUAGAGUAUCGGUAUCUGCUUGGCCGUUAUUAUAUGCUUAACCAUCGUGUUUCAAAUGCAUUUCAUCAGCUUAAUAGCGCCUUUGCACUGCUUAUCAAGUGUUCCGCACAGACAGCCGGAAAUGCAGCCGUGCAGAGAAACAAGCAGCGAAUCUUGAGAUACCUUCUGCCUGCUGGAAUUUUAUUUGGCAAGAUGCCAACCCCGGAGAUAUGCCAGCUGCACGGCCGCGAGAUGGCACAGAAGUACCUAGCACUGUCGCAUAUUGUAAAAAGUGGCUCUCUCCACCGUUUUCACGUCUGGCUGGCUCAGAAUGAACACGAGCUGCGCAGAAAAGGACUUCUUUUGGUGCUGCUGGAAAAAUGCCCGCUUUUGAUAUAUCGCAGCCUCAUACGCCGCGUUAUCAUAGAUUUCUGUUUUCCAUCUGACACUAACAAGAUCUCUUACUCGUUUCUGGCGAACGGUGUCCAAUUUUCAUUGGGGUCCCUGCAGGGAUUGAAGCCAAUCUAUUCUGCGAUCCAUGCUCCCGAAAAUGUCGCCAACGUGCUUGAAUCACUGGUGAACCUGGGACUGUUCAAGGCCAAUUGUUUUCCCCUCAGCGAACAAUGUGUGUUUCCCAAGACCGACAAAAUAGACUAUAUUUUUCCUUCUGUGAACGAAAGGCUUGUGGCAUUUUUUCCGCUUAACAGCGACGACUUUUGGCUGGAUAACUGA